Messenger RNA from Solanum dulcamara, 2258 nucleotides. Its product is annotated as zinc finger CCCH domain-containing protein 45-like. The coding region runs from base 277 to 2148 and encodes 623 amino acids. Lineage: Eukaryota; Viridiplantae; Streptophyta; Magnoliopsida; Solanales; Solanaceae. The transcript is spliced from 4 exons. The record is from RefSeq and is a predicted model, not a curated record. Gene Ontology annotation, molecular function: metal ion binding.
CGGCAAAUACGAAAAGGCGUGUAACGAUAUUUCCAGCAGCAGCCAAAAUACAAAUAUAUAGUGUACAUCACUCUCUCCCGCAGCGGCGCAACCUCUUCAACUUUCUUUUUUUUUUCACUCACAAAACGAAGGUUCUAGGGUUUUCACUCCAAUCUCUGCUCCUCCCAACUUCUAUUCUCAAUUUUUUUUUAGGAAAACAACAUUCUGAUUCUGACUUGCAUUAACAAACCGGCGAAUUUGAGUGUUGUUAAAUAAAUUGAGUAUAGCGAUUUCUUCAUGGGUUUGAAGAAAUCAAAAGAGAUUUCGUGGGCUUCUGGACCUAAUAUUUGUCAGGUUAAACAUUUUCGAGAAGAGGAUUGCCCAUCAAAAGUUGGUAGGGGAUCGCAACAUCAUCUUCAGUUACAAGGGAUGCUUUCUUACAAAUCUUUGGUUAUAUGGAAAUGCCCUCCCAAGUUUAAUUUGAACGAGAAAUGGUUAGUGGUUGCUGGUGAAGAAAGUAAAGAAGCAGGGAAUCAGGAGCAUAGAGAAAAGAGAGUGCUUGAGGCGGUUUAUCCUUGUUGGUCUGCAAUUCCUCCUAAUCCUUACACCUCUUCGGAUCUGGACCAAAGUUAUGAUGAUAACCAAACUCCGGUGAUCCGAAUCAUUCCCAUUGAAGAAGAAGCAGAUGUGGAAGUUUCAUUCCAUUUAACACCAUCCCAAACCAUCUGCAGCAAAUCGCCAGAUGCAUGUCUACCUAACAGUCCAUCAUCACCUGUCAGGAUAGUUACUUCUCAAAAGCUACCUGCUAAUGGAAAGUCGCUUCCCCAGUCUUUGUCAACCUUCCAAAAUCCCAGGAAACCCCAGAGCAACUCUCCUUUUUCUGUAAGAUGUCCUCCUAAUGUGCAAUCUACUCCAAAUUUUUCAAGAUGUCAAAAUUUGAAGGGAUCGGAGCAAACCCAAGUAUCUCCUAAACCACCUGGUAGUUACAACUCUGUUCCCCAGUAUGGACCGACAUUUGAAAAUAUCAGCAGUCCAGACCAGACUGAAUUUUUUCCAGACCAACCAGCUAUUCAAAACCAUGGGCCCAAGUAUCGAACAAUAUGUGAAAACCAGAAUAUUCCCCAGCUCAAGUCUCAAGUUUCUGGAAUGCCACCUGCUAUGCACAACCCUGUCACCCAGAACAUUCCUGGUUUUGAGGGUGAUUUGACAGUUGCUAUAGCCACAGCUGUAGCUGCUCUUGCAAAAAGUCAAGAGCAGGGUAGUCUGAUCGAUACCAACUUAUUGGUUAGGCUUCUGCACAACCCAGACGAAAUACUGAAGCUGAUGAAUGAACGUGGAAUGGCUACCAAUGCCAAAACUGGUGCUACAACAGCUGAUUCUCUCAUUGCUGCCAUGUCUAGGCCAGUGGAUCUACUGGUUCCAUUGCCUAGGGCAAAACUCGAUAAGGUAAUUGUCAAGCCUGUUAAUGAAUACCAAGCUCCCCAUGCAGGAUCUGGACCAAUUUUUGGGCCAAAGCCAAUGACAAAAUCUGUGCCCUUGACGAUGACUAGGCCUGAAACAUCCGUGAAAAGUAAUUUGCUUAAUGAACAAGGGCCCCCUCCUCAUAUAAGAACUGCAAACAUUAGAGAGAGUAAGUCACUAGCCCACCCAACGUCUGACCUAAAUCUAGAAAAGAUUAAGAAACUGAUUAACAAAUAUGGAGUAUCCGACAAUGUAGGAGGAAAGCCCUUGGUUAAUUCUGAGUUGGUUCCUUCAUCUUGUUCCAAAUAUGAUGUGGUUUUGUCAAGUGCAGACCAUCCUACCACUUUGCAGCCUAAGUUAUCUCUUUCACCAAAUGUUGGCCAUACAUCCCCUUUCUCCUCGUUGACUAGUCCUGCUCCUCUUCACAAGGAUAUCGAUUACUGCAAGUCCCUGAUCAAGCAACAUGGAGAAAAUUGUGAAUCUGUGGUUGAUGAACGCUUACAAAAUACCAAUCCUCGUGGUAAUACAUGGGGCCCAGGUUUGUUAAAGAACCAAAAACCAAUUCAGCGCAGCCUGGCGCAUUGUGUAUUCUUUAAUAAACCUAUGGGGUGCCGUAAUGGUUCCUCUUGUCCAUUCCUGCAUGAUAUAUCCGGACAAAAGAGGUCAGGGGGGAUGUUGGAAGCUCUGGAUUUAAAGAGAAUGAAGUAAUGUUGGGAACUUACUAAUAGGACUCAAGAGGUACCCUUUUCUUUUGUACAGGAAACUAGUGACAAAGGCAGUUGCACGAAUGUUUAAACAAAAAGCACUCUGUUUUGCCU